Anolis sagrei ordinatus is the source of this 3947-nucleotide messenger RNA. The record is from RefSeq and is a predicted model, not a curated record. Lineage: Eukaryota; Metazoa; Chordata; Lepidosauria; Squamata; Anolidae.
UGACCUGAGAAAGCUCCCAUGUGAUGCAAGGCGAGAGGAAGAGGCUGCUGAGUGGUGGGUUUGCUUUCUCUUCUUGCAUUUUCUCUGGGUGUUUCCUGCAAAUUCCAGGCUGAAUCCCAUCCUUUUGAAAAGUUCUUGUUUUUUUCUGCUGCUGGAAGAGGAUCAGGUCUCUUAAAGGAGCACUCCGCAAUGCACCUGCCAUCAGAUAACGGAAAGAGUGAAAAGACGGGCUUGAAUUGAAAAAGACGCCUCUGAAGGCCUGUCGUCCGUUCACCAUGCUGGACUUCCUAGCUGAAAAUAAUCACUGUGGGCAGGCCAUUCUUAGGAUCGUCUCUUGUGGAAAUGCAAUAAUUGCAGAAUUUCUGAGACUGUCAGAAUUCAUUCCAAGUGUGUUCCGACUCCGAGACAAAACCGAUCAGCAGAAAUAUGGGGAUAUCAUAUUUGAUUUCAGCUACUUCAAGGGACCUGAGAUUUGUGAAGGAAGAUUAGAAGCCAAACCUGACCUCCAGGAUCUCGACGAUGAAUUCCGUGAAAACAACAUUGAAAUCUUGACGAGAUUUUAUCAGGCAUUCCAAAGCGUACACAAAUAUAUAGUGGAUUUAAACAGAUACCUGGAUGACCUCAAUGAAGGAGUUUAUAUCCAGCAAACCUUAGAAACCGUGCUCCUUAAUGAGGAUGGCAAACAACUAUUGUGUGAAGCCCUCUACUUGUAUGGAGUUAUGCUGUUGGUCAUUGAUCAGAAAAUUGAAGGAGAGGUCCGGGAGAGAAUGCUUGUUUCCUACUACAGAUACAGUGCUGCCCGCUCUGCUGACUCUAACAUCGACGACAUCUGUAAGCUGUUUCGGAGCACGGGGUAUUCGAGCCAAACAGGAGCAAAGAGGCCUCCCAAUUACCCUGAGAGUUACUUCAGCCGCGUGCCCAUAAAUGAAACCUUCAUCAGCAUGGUUAUUGGCCGCUUGAGGUCAGAUGACAUAUAUAACCAAGUUUCUGCAUAUCCAUUACCGGAACACCGUAGCACUGCUCUUGCUACUCAGGCCGCCAUGUUGUAUGUGACACUUUACUUCGAUGCAUCCAUUCUACACACGCAGCAAGCAAAAAUGAGAGAAAUAGUGGAUAAAUAUUUCCCAGAUAACUGGGUUAUCAGCAUUUAUAUGGGGAUCUCAGUCAAUCUGGCAGAAGCUUGGGAACCUUACAAAGCGGCCAAAACUGCUCUGAACUACACAUUGGAUCUUUCCAAUGUCAAGGAACAGGCCAGCCGGUCUGCUGCGGUCACAGCACGUGUCCACACUCAGGUCCAGCAGUUUCUGAAGGAAGGCUGCUUGAGAGAGGAGCUGGUGCUGGACAACAUCCCCAAGCUGCUGAACUGCCUGAGGGACUGCAACGUGGCCAUCCGAUGGCUGAUGCUUCAUACGGCCGAUUUGGGUUAUGAUCCCAAUAACAAGCGCCUUCGGCAAAUAAAAGACCAAGUUUUAACAGAUUCCAAGUACAAUCCCAAAAUACUUUUCCAGCUUCUCCUGGAUACGGCACAAUUUGAAUUCAUCUUGAAAGAGAUGUUUAAGCAGAUGUUAUCAGAAAAGCAAUCAAAAUGGGAAAGCUACAGAAAAGAGGGAUCGGAAAGGAUGGCCGAACUGGCAGAUGUGUUUUCAGGUGUAAAACCUCUAACAAGAGUGGAGAAAAAUGAAAACCUACAAGCUUGGUUCAGAGAAAUCUCCAAACAGAUAAUGUCUCUAAACUAUGAGGACUCCACUGCCGCAGGAAGGAAGACGGUGCAACUAAUCCAAGCUUUGGAGGAGGUACGAAAAACAUUAAUUCUCAUUGCUAAGCCUCCACAUCACUAUGAGUGUGGAUGGAGGCCCAGCUGGUCAAAGGAGUCCGAGCUGGCUUCGGCUCUUGAUAUGCCACUGCUUCGUAUCAAUCAAGCAAACAGCCCCGACCUUCUCAGCGUAUCACAGUAUUAUUCUGGAGAACUGGUCUCCUAUGUGAGGAAGGUUUUGCAGAUCAUCCCGGAAAGCAUGUUUACCUCCCUCCUUAAGAUCAUAAAGCUGCAGACGCACAAUAUCAUUGAAGUGCCCACCCGCCUGGACAAAGACAAACUGCGGGACUAUGCCCAGCUCGGGCCGCGAUAUGAGGUUGCCAAGCUCACACAUGCCAUUUCAAUUUUCACGGAAGGCAUCCUGAUGAUGAAAACAACACUGGUCGGGAUCAUUAAGGUGGAUCCAAAGCAACUGCUAGAAGAUGGAAUACGGAAGGAGCUGGUGAAACGGGUGGCCCUCGCUCUGCACAGAGGACUCAUGUUCAACCCCAAAGCCAAGCCCAGUGAACUCAUGCCCAGGUUAAAAGACAUGGCAGCCACCAUGGAUGGAUUCCAUCGUUCCUUUGAGUACAUCCAGGAUUAUGUCAACAUUUACGGUUUAAAAAUCUGGCAAGAAGAAGUGUCGCGAAUCAUCAACUACAGCGUGGAGCAGGAGUGCAAUAACUUCUUAAGGACCAAGAUUCAAGAUUGGCAAAGCAUAUACCAGUCCACCCAUAUCCCGAUACCCAAAUUUGCACCAGUGGAUGAAUCUGUGACGUUUAUUGGUCGUCUCUGCCGAGAGAUUCUCAGGAUCACUGAUCCAAAAGUUGCCUGUUAUAUUGACCAACUAAACACAUGGUAUGACAUGAAAACCCAUCAGGAGGUAUCCAGCAGCCGCCUCUUUUCCGAGAUCCAGGACACUUUGGGCACCUUUGGCCUGAAUGGUUUGGACAGGCUUCUCUGCUUCAUGAUUGUGAAGGAACUUCAGAAUUUCCUCCGCAUGUUUCAGAAGACUGUGAUGCACGACAAAGGAGUGCACGAGGCACUGAAAUCUCUUAUGAAGUCUGUCAGUCCUCUCAAAGGAAUUGUGGCCAAUUGUGUCAAAGUGUAUUCUGCAGCCAUUGCCAAAACUCAGAAGAUAUGGGCCGCUUACCUUGAUGCAAUCAUGAAGGUUGGACAGAUGCAGAUUUUAAGGCGCCAAAUAGCCAACGAACUUAACUAUUCCUGCCGAUUUGACUCCAAACAUUUAGCGGCCGCUUUAGAGAACCUGAAUACAGCAAUCCUGGCUGACAUAGAAGCUCACUAUCAGGACCCAUCUCUGCCUUGCCCUAAAGAGGACAACACCCUUUUGUAUGAGAUCACAGCCUACCUGGAGGCCGCCGGCAUUCACAACCCAUUAAAUAAGAUCUACAUAACCACAAAACGAUUGCCGUAUUUCCCCAUUGUGAAUUUUCUCUUCCUGAUUUCCCAGUUGCCGAAACUUCAGUACAGUAAAAACCUAGGGAUGGUGUGCAAGAAGCCAGCAGAUCCCAUUGACUGGCCUCCUUUGGUGCUUGGGCUGCUCACGCUGCUGAAACAGUUCCAUUCGCGAUACACGGAGCAGUUUCUGGCUCUCAUCGGUCAGUUCGUUCGUUCGAUGAUGGAACAGUGCACAAGUCAGAAGGUCCCAGAAAUGCCAGCUGAUGUUGUGGGUGCCUUGCUUUUCUUAGAAGACUAUGUUCGUUACACAAAACUUCCACGAAGGGUUGUGGAAGCCCAUGUACCUAAUUUCAUUUUUGAUGAGUUCCGAACAGUUCUCUGAACUUCAGAACAAACUACAGCCCUGGAUGGCUAUCCCCAAACAAGGGAAGAAGGAUAAGGAUCAAGAAUGAUACUAACACUUCAAACUGUUUAAUAUUUUUCUGAGUCGCAGAGUAUACUUAUUGGUGCAUGAACUGAAAAUAAGUGACACUAGACUCUACAACUAACCCUUCUCCAAAAUCAUGUCAUUGUUCUCAAUUGAGUACUUGAUACUAGCAAAUUCUAUUUAACCUGUAACCUUAUAUAUAAUUCCACCUGUACAAAAAAUAUUUACUUUAUGUUCUUAGAGAGCAAUAUGUUGACAUACAUAAGAUGACUUUUUUGUAUAGGAAUUAAAAUAAUGAUACUAAAAUAA